CCACACAUUGAAAGAGCCAUGGAGGAGCAGAGGAGGCCCAGGAAGCUGGGCUCAAGCCGACGAAAGCAGCUACGAGACGUGUUUGGUGGUGCAAAGACAUCCCCGAUCCCGGAGGAGGAGCCGUUCCCACCCGAAAUAAUGGAAAAGGUUCAGGAAUUCUUCCAGGAAUGCGACAAGGACCAGAAAGGUUUCAUCACACGUGCCGACAUGCAGAAACUGAAGAAGGAGGAUUUCCCAUGCAGCGCAGCGGAGCUGGAGCUGGUCUUUGAUGGUCUCGAUACCGACAGGAAUGGAUAUUUAACUACGGAGGAAUUCACCACAGGGCUCAAGCAGUUCCUGAGCUUGCAGACCGUGACAAGGCAGCACAGGAGGAGGAAGACAGCUUCCAGGAGGGUGUACAUGUCCCGCACAGACUACUCCCUGGAGGAAGCAGACAGCGAGGAAAGAAAAUGCUUCAGAGCAUUCAUGGACCAACUGGGAGCAGAAAAUAUCUUUGAAGACCAAUCAGAGAUUUGGAGACUGUGGGUGAAGCUCCGUCAAGACGAGCCUCACCUGUUGGGGAACUUGGAGGAGUUCUUGGCCACGAUGACGCACCGGAUCAAGGAAGCUCGGAGCGAAAAGGUGACGCUGGAGCUGACCUUGAACAAACGGGUCACUGAUCACAACCGGGAGGUGCAGCAGCUGUACGAGGAAAUGGAGCAGCAAAUAAACCGGGAGAAGCAGCGCCUGCAGCAUGAGAGUAAAGCAAGAAGUCACCUGCACACCACGGAGGUGCAGAGAGCACUAGACGUUGUGGAUGGGGAAGUGCAGCGCUUGCUGGUGGUUCAAAGUGAGCUCGAGACCCAGUUCCACAGCCUCAGCACCAAGCAGCACGCUGCCACCAGCGAGAACCAGAGGCUGAAAGAAAACAACCAGGACCUGGAGAACCAGCUGCAGCAAAUCCACAUUCAGCUCCAGGAGACCCAAGGGCAUCUGGGUGCUAUGAGGGGCAGGAUAUCUCAGCCGCACGACGAGGAAGGGAGGGACAAACCAUUGGCUGAGGCGACCUGUGAGAUCCUUCCGCCUUCCCAGGAAACUUUGAAUGAGGAUAAAAUAUUCUGCUCUGAAAGGUAUAUUAGACUUGGAUCCCAGCAGAGCGAUGAUAUACCAGACAGCUCCCGUCAGCCGGUGCCAUACGGUAUUUCAUUUUCUCCUGAAGCUGAUUCGGGACAGAGGACAAGAGUGAUCUCCACAGAAGAAGACCCCUUCACAGAGUUUAUGAAAAAGGGAGAGGCGUUCUUCCAGCAGGAAUUUUCAGGCCAAAGCUCUUUGCUCAGUGAACUGAAUGAUGCAAUAGCAGCUCUGAACAAGGUGUCUGAAUCACAAGUACCAGGGACAGAUGACCUACUGCUUGGGGAUGCUUCUUUACAGCCAGCCAGACAAGGUGGGGAUUCUGAGCAAAGAAUCAAGCAGGUCAGAGAUUCAGAGCAUCAGGUGCUCUCAAGAAAUGACAAUGAACUGAAGGCCCUGCCUGAGGCACUUUCAGUCCUUUCCACCAAUCAGGCUACAUCCCAAAGAGAGGCUCUUAAACAGGGACCAACUCAAGCAGAACCUCAUGCACAGGAGGUGAAGCAGGCUCGGGCUUCUGAGCCAGCAACGCAGGAUCAGGCUCAAAAACUCACGAAGAAAGAGGUUGUUUAUGCAGAGGUGCAGCCCCCUGCUGUUUCAGAGCUGGCAAUGCAAGCCACCAUUCACAAGCAGAACCCGCCAGAGGGAGGUGUUCUCCUGCCAGGUGUAUCACAGCCUGGCAUUACAGAGCAGGCAGAUGAAAUUCAGAAGUGGGUAUCAAUGAAGAGAGAUGUGGUCCUUGCAGAUGAGUGGCCACCUGCUGUUUCUGAGCAGGCACUGCUGAAGGAAAAGUCUCCAGAAAUGAAAGCGCCGGAGGAGAAGACAUUUGAGCAGAGAGAGCCACCAAAACAGGAGACACCACCAACUUAUUUCCCUCAUGUGGGAGCCCUGCACAAAGAAGGUGUAGAAAAUGAACAAGAAGAAGCCCUUCUCAGAGCCAGCCAGCUGGGGGAUACACUCCAGGCCAAGACGCAGCCCCAAAGCACUGGGAAACCAGAAGCAACACGGGCAGAAGAAACAAGAGGAGACAUGGAUAUUUUUCAACAAGAGGAGAAGCAAACGAGCAGUGUGAAAGCGAACGAGGAUGCAAUCCCCAAACUGGGAGGCCAAGGGUACCAAGCUAAUGUGACACCAGAGCAGCCAGGUGGAGCUGCUAAAGCCAUCACGGAGACCUGCCCUGAUCCAGACCAUCUUUAUAACGUGUUGUUUGUGGGGGACUCAAACGUUGGCAAAACAUCGUUUCUGUACCGGUUACACGAGAAUUCCUUCAACCCAAGCCUAACUGCUACUGUAGGAAUGGAUUAUCGGGUCAAAAACCUUUUUGUGGACAACAAGUGCUUUGCUCUACGCCUAUGGGACACGGCUGGCCAAGAAAGGUACCAUAGCGUCACCAAGCAGUUCUUCCGAAAAGCUGACGGAGUGGUGUUGAUGUAUGAUGUCACUUCAGAAUACUCCUUCGCGGAUGUGCGGUACUGGCUGAGCUGUAUCCAGGAAGGAGCAGGAGAUGGAGUUGUCAUCCUUCUACUUGGUAACAAAACAGACUGUGCCACAGAAAGACAGGUAUCUACUGAAGAGGGUGGACGCUUGGCUAAGGAGUGUGAGCUCUUGUUUUAUGAAUGCAGUGCUGCAUCAGGCCACAAAGUCUCUGAAUCCAUGAUUGACUUAGCCAGAUCACUGAAAGCUCACGAAGACAGAUUAAAAACUGAGGUGGUGGAGGUACCAGCGCCACCAAAGAAGAAAAGAGGUUGCUGCAGAUGA
Molecule: messenger RNA, 2865 nt
Organism: Terrapene triunguis (Three-toed box turtle)
Lineage: Eukaryota; Metazoa; Chordata; Testudines; Emydidae
Gene: RAB44
Product: RAB44, member RAS oncogene family
Exons: 15
Coding region: 19-2865 (948 amino acids)
Molecular function (GO): GTP binding; GTPase activity; calcium ion binding
Source: RefSeq, a predicted model, not a curated record